Molecule: messenger RNA, 2063 nt
Organism: Oryza brachyantha (malo sina)
Lineage: Eukaryota; Viridiplantae; Streptophyta; Magnoliopsida; Poales; Poaceae
Exons: 6
Coding region: 321-1688 (455 amino acids)
Biological process (GO): thylakoid membrane organization
Cellular component (GO): chloroplast thylakoid membrane
Molecular function (GO): serine-type endopeptidase activity
Source: RefSeq, a predicted model, not a curated record
CCACCAACCAUCUCCCACCUUCUCUCCUUCCCCCAACUCCGCCGCCGCUGACCUUGUCGGCCGCCGCCGCCGGCGAGGCCCCAUAUCGCCGGAGGCCUACCCCCGCCACCGCCGUGCCCUCGAUCUCUCCUUGGCCCGAGCUUCCAGCUCCCACGGGCCCCUAUAGCGCUCGCCUCCUGCUCGGUAGAACCCUAGAUCUUCGAUACCCCGCGCCCCUUUCCGCCGCCGUCCCGGCCACCGGCAUGAAGGUGUCCAACUAUCCCCAGUAGGAUCCAGGGACCAGGAGUCCAGCUUUGCGCUGGUGCUGCGGGCCCGCCUCGAUGGCGAUCCGCAUCACCAUGUCGUACUCCGGCUACGUGGCGCAGAACCUGGCCUCGUCCUUUGGCAUGCGCUGCACCGCCGCCGCCGCAGCCUCCGGUGCGGCGCCUGGGGCCGGGGCCGGGGCUCGCUUCCUCCAGGACGCGCUCCCUCGCUCCUUCUGCCUCUUCGCGUCCUCCGGCCGCUCCGAGUACCGCCAUGAUGCCGACGACCACAACCAUCCGAAGCCCAAGGCCAAGGCUCUCCCUGCCGCCGCCAGCAGAGGGAGCCAUUCGCUGUUGCUCUCGCGGUCGCGCCCGCCGAAGGCGCCGGUGAAUGACCCGCCGGCGUCGCUGGCCGUCGGGUUGCUGACGUUGUUCACCUCCGGUACGGGCGCCUCCUCGCUCUCGGCCUCGCCGUCGAUAUCGUCCGGGCUCAACCCCGCGGCGCUCCUCCCCUUCUUGCAGGCGACCAAGUGGCUCCCCUGCAGUGACCUCAUCAACUCCGCGCCGCCGUCCCGCAAGUCGAUACGCCCAGCGGAUGUGGCUAAAGCUCCCACUGCUGCUCCUACUGCUAAGCAUGUGGCACGAGCUACGCCUGCACCUGCGCCUUCACCUCGUCCUGCGAACGUGCCCUCCCCUGCCGUGGCUGCCCCUUCUAAGGUGGGCGUGAAAGCAUUGGUUGGCAGUGGAGUAAUCAACUCCGGUGCUGUUGGAAUGGCUGGUAGUGGCGUAAUCAACUCCGGUGCUGCUGGAAUGGUGAGAAAAAGCAGUGCUGCUCUUGGUGGUGCUGCAGGGGCGAGCAGGAAGAAUUGGCUAUCAAGGUGGGUGAGCUCCUGCUCGGAUGAUGCUAAGACUGUCUUCGCCGCUGUGACUGUGCCACUGCUUUAUAGAUCAUCCUUAGCUGAGCCAAGGUCCAUCCCAUCCAAGUCUAUGUAUCCGACAUUUGAUGUUGGUGACCGAAUCCUCGCUGAGAAGAUUUCAUAUGUUUUCCGUGAGCCUAAUAUUUCGGACAUUGUGAUCUUUCGUGCACCCCCAGUCCUGCAGGCAUUGGGCUACAGUUCAGGAGAUGUCUUCAUCAAGAGAGUUGUGGCCAAGGGCGGGGAUACCGUUGAAGUCCAUGAUGGUAAAUUAUUGGUUAAUGGUAUAGUCCAGGAUGAGGAAUUUGUGCUGGAGCCACUCAACUAUGAAAUGGGUCAAGUGACUAUUCCUGAAGGUUAUGUGUUUGUGCUGGGGGACAACAGAAACAACAGCUUUGAUUCACAUAAUUGGGGACCACUCCCUGUGAAGAACAUUCUUGGGAGAUCUGUGCUUCGAUACUGGCCUCCAUCAAAAAUAACAGAUACAGUCUUCGAGCAUGAUGCAGUUCACUGCACAGCAGGCAUCUCCUGAGAAGUAGUUGUUCUGGCAGACCAGAAAACAGUCCAUUCUUUUGGCCAAGCUUCGAUGAUGAGCUUAGCCACAUUUUUUCUUCUAAUUUUUAUUUUGCUGGAUGUCUCCUUGCCUCAAAUGCAAUUUUGGCUGUUGUGCUGACUAGCAGUUUUUUGCAUGCCCCAGAGGCAGAUGCUUGGUUAAAGGCAGCAAUGCUUAUACGCAGUAAUGUAAGAAGGAACCUACAUCUUUAUAAAACGCCAAUAGAUGAACAUCUAUGGUGUGUAGGCUUACCCCCAUGCAGAUCAUGCUCUCUUUCAGACACAAGGAGAGCGGGCAUCACAUGAUGUUCAGAUCGUGAUGUAAAAGAAAUGGAAAGCAUGACGCAUCUGUUCC